UUCUAGAGCUUUGCCAAAAAAGAAAGACUAGCUCGAAGGCCCAAGUAAUCAAAAAAAGGCAACAGCUACACUGACUGACUUGACUCUUACUUCUCUUGAAGUCUUGAUCCUGGCGUUCUCUCAUAAUAAUUUCUUCAUUUCAUUAUAAAGGUUGCACACACACAACUCACCGAGGCACCGAGCCGAUCAAGGAUUGCGCGGCGUCGCCGGCGCCCGGGAUGGCCGGCAUUUCAAGCGCCACCUCCUGCGCUCUCCUCCUCCACCUCGUCAUCUUCUUCUUCCACCUUCCUACUCCUGCCGUCUCCUUGUCCUUCAACUACUCCACGUUCAGCUUGGCGGACCAGAACUCCAUCAAGGUCGAAGGCAACGCAUCCUUCGGCGACGGAUGGAUCGACAUCAGCGCCGACAGGUACGUCGGCAGCAUCGACAACAGCACUGGCCGGGCGUCCUACAGCUCCCAGCCCGUGCCGCUCUGGGACAAGGCGACCGGCGAGGUGGCCAGCUUCACCACGCGCUUCGACUUCACCAUCGUCGGCGACAAGAACAACAAGGGGCAAGGCAUGGCCUUCUUCCUCGCCGGCUACCCGUCUAGCCUGCCGGACCGCUGCCCCGUCUAUGCCUUCGGCCUCGCUAACCAGAGCGCGGACGCCGUGGCGUCCGGCGACGGCCGGUUCGUGGCGGUGGAGUUCGACACCUUCAACAAUUCAAUAAUAUCCGACCCCAACCAGACCUACGACCACAUCGGCAUCGACGUCAACUCCGUCAGAUCGAUGAGCACGCUGACUUUGCCGAGUUUCGACCUCAUGAACAACCUCACCGCCGCCAUCGAGUAUGACGGCGUUUCCAGCGUCUUAUCGGUGACGGUAUGGCUUGGUGAUGAUAAUAAAGGCCAGCCGAGAGGCCAGAGUUUCAACCUCAGCUCCAAGGUUGACCUCAAGAGCGCACUGCCGGAGCAGGUUUCCGUUGGCUUCUCCGCGUCCACGUCCACCUCCUUCGAACGGCAUCAGCUACGCUCUUGGUAUUUCAACUCUUCGUUGGAAUCACGGCCACCACCACCACCAGCACCAUCCUCCUCGCCAAGGCCAAGUUCUGGAGUUAUAGCCGGAGCUGCUGCAGGGGCAACAAUGUUCCUUGUGCUCCUCUUCGCAGCUGCAGCGGCACUCCUAGUGCGCCGCCGUCGUCGUCAAAACAUCAUGGAGAUGGAGGAGGAUUACACAGACUCGGAAGACGAAGGUGAGCCGAUGACGGAGAUCGAGAUGGGGACAGGGCCAAGGCGGUUCCCAUACCACGAGCUCGUGGGCGCCACCAAGAACUUCACCGCGGAGGAGAAGCUUGGGCAAGGUGGCUUCGGCGCGGUAUACCGAGGUUAUCUGAGAGAGCCAGCUGGGCUUGCCGUGGCCAUAAAGAGGUUGGAGUCCUCCAUGCAAGGAAAGAAGGAGUACAAGUCGGAGAUCAAGGUGAUAAGCAGGCUGCGUCACCGGAAUCUCGUGCGGCUGAUCGGCUGGUGCCAUGGCCGCGAUCAGGAGCUCAUGCUGGUCUAUGAGCUCAUGCCGAACCGCAGCCUCGACAUCCAUCUCCAUGGCAAGGGCACAUUCCUUACAUGGCCAAUGAGGAUGAAGAUAUUGCUGGAGCUUGGGUCUGCACUGCUCUACCUCCAUGAGGAGUGGGAGCAAUGCGUGUUGCACCGUGACAUCAAGCCCAGCAACGUGAUGCUCGACGAAUCCUUUGGAGCCAAGCUAGGCGACUUCGGGCUCGCGAGGCUCGUCGACCACGCCGCUGGGAUGCAGACGAUGACCGCAGUCUCAGGCACUCCUGGCUACUUGGACCCCGAGUGCGUGUGCACCGGCAGGGCCAGUGCCGAGUCCGACAUGUACAGCUUCGGAGUGGUUCUAUUGGAGGUGGCAUGCGGCAGGAGACCAAUGAGUAUAAUUGCGGCCGACCAGGACCAGCACAAGAAUGGCGGCGUCUUCAGGCUGGUUGAGUGGGCCUGGGAACUAUACGGCCGGGGAGCCAUCCUCGAGGCCGCUGAUGAGCGGCUGAACGGAAGCUACAACACGGUGGAGGUAGAGAGGGUGAUGGUCGUCGGGCUGUGGUGCGCGCACCCAAACCCAGCCGCGCGGCCGUCCAUCAGGACAGCCAUGGCCACUCUCCAGCCCAAGGUCAACCAAGCCUGCUGCGAGCUGCCGGUGCUUCCUUCAAAGAUGCCGAUGCCGAUGUACGCGCCGCUGUCACCGCCGCUCACCUCAGGCAACGUCGCUGGGGUGUCAUCAUCGUCCUCCUCCACCGUGCAAUCUCUUGCCUUGACCGACGUUGUUGGGAUGUCGUCGAUGAUAUCGUUCAACAUGCCACAGCACACCUCUGGUACCACAUCCUCCGGCGCUAGCACUUCAACAACCAGUUCGAAGACCUCUUCCUCGCUACUGAAACAUCAUCACACGUAGUAAUUUAUGAUCUGAGUAUGAUAUGUUCCCGGAGUGUUGAUGUAAUGCCGCCAGGAUGGGACUGGCAGCAGGAAUGGUCAUCGGUAUGUUCAUGUGGUUGAUAUCCAUAAGAAUGGUUGGGUUUUUAAGUUGGCUUACCAAGCUUAUCACAACCCUCCCCUUUUUUCAGUGUUGGGACCGGCUAUGUUUAUAGAAAAAAAUAAGCAGAGUUCAUGUCAGUAAUAUGCAUGUAGCUGGCCAGAUUGACACUGUAAGCACCAUCAAAGAAGCUCUAUACAAAUUUUAUUUCAGGCUAACAGAGAUUGCCAUGAAAUGAACAGCAAGGAGCAGAGCCCCAUUAUGGAUGGAUCAGCCCACCAACGUAUUGACUCAAACAAAAAAAAAGUGAAACUCAUUAAUAACGAGGUUUAGUCGUUUAGACAUAACCAAGAACACGAACUCAAUAUACGGAUCAACUAUCCAGAGGAGAAUUCUGCCGAAUUUCUGACUUAAAGACAAAGCACUGAACCCUUAUUUUCUUUACUUUCAGAAACCUAAGCCGUACUAAAAACAACCAACAGCCAUUUCGUGGAUAAAAUUCUAGUGGCGCAGACCAACAUUACCUAACCCCACUGGGAAGAAGAAGUAGCCAAGAAAGAAGGUCAUACCAGCAUUGCCAAAGCAUUCCCGACACUGCGCUGCUUCUGAAGAGAUUUCAACUCAUGUCUUGAUGAUGUCUUCUGCACACAUACUGAUACUCAACUUUGGAUUUUCAAUGUUCGAUAACCAUGAUAUGAACAAAUUUCACACAGGAAUUGAUUUGAUUACUGACCCUCAUGGCAGAUUAUUGGUGUUCGUACAGUUAAUAGCCAAUAUG
Aegilops tauschii subsp. strangulata is the source of this 3297-nucleotide messenger RNA. RefSeq names its product L-type lectin-domain containing receptor kinase IX.1-like. Gene Ontology annotation, biological process: protein phosphorylation. Gene Ontology annotation, molecular function: protein kinase activity; carbohydrate binding; ATP binding. The record is from RefSeq and is a predicted model, not a curated record. Lineage: Eukaryota; Viridiplantae; Streptophyta; Magnoliopsida; Poales; Poaceae.